Messenger RNA from Symbiodinium necroappetens, 1233 nucleotides. The record is from the annotation of a GenBank genome assembly. NCBI's taxonomy places the organism in Eukaryota, Dinophyceae, Suessiales, Symbiodiniaceae.
AUGCAUCAUUGCCAGCUCAAACUGGACUGGUCUAUCAUCGAAUCUCUUGGUGGUUUUGACGUCUUGGAUGCGGCUGGAGCAAGGUCAAUUGGCUGCAAUGUUCGGAGCCCCUGCACCUGGUGUGAUAGGUCAGAAGACAUCUUGGUGAUUGAUGAUCUAGGUUCACGGUUGAGUGUGGCCAAUUUGCAUUACAUGGCACACGUGCUUAUCGUGGUAGGAUCAGACGAAAUCUACCGACUGAUUGACGACCUAUCGGCGAUACUGCCAGAUGUGGCAGGACUUCAAGUUCAGCGAACGCAGCAGUUGCGCAGGAUCUUGGUGGAGCCUAUCCUGAUGCAGCGGCAGCUACAUGGAACUUGGGUGCUGAUCUCGUUAACAGCUACGCUGGUCAAUUUGGAUGCAGGACAAUUUGCCAGCAAAAUGUCAUGGUUGGCGGAUGCUGCGACGACUAUAAGCAGCGCCUUUGACGGCAAUUACCUCCCAGCUGGAACUCAAAUUGACAAUCCAGGCGCAUUGUUCUCACAGAUGUCACAGCUAUGGCAGCGUGUACCUGUGGGGAUCAACGAUGUGCAUACGAUGCCAACGAUCCAGCAUGGUUUCUUAGCAAACAGGACAAUCUUUUUGGCUUUGAUGGCUGAGGAUGAUCCUGUUAUGCAGCGCAUGUUCAUUGGCGCUGAUGCUUCAGAGAUAGAUUUUCCCGCAAAUGCCAGGACUGGUUGUCUCACUGGUUUUCGUGAUUCAAUCUUACCAAGUCAAGGGGCCAUGGAAAAAUGUGCCUUCAAGAUGGUUCCUGGAUUGCUGGAACCAUAUCGGGUCGCGACUCAAGAGCUAUGCAAACAGGAAUGCGAUCACAUUUCUUGGUCGCUGGUGACUCCUCAAGUCAUCGGGAGAUCAUGGGCAGCGGUGAGAGAUGUGGAGAAUGUGCAAAUCGAAGUUGAGGAAGAUGAUCCCUCAUCUGCAGCCAGGAAUGGUGUGAAAUCAUUCGCUGCUUUUGUGGCAGCAGCACUGCGCGAGGCAGCUGGGGGCGCUGCGUUGGUACCACCGCAAUUUGCAAACAUGUUGCGGCUUCAGAUCUCAUUUCAUGAUUCGGGGGUUAUCCUUCAGACAGGUGUGAUUCAAGUUCCACUUGAUACGAAUGGUUUCCUGGUCAUUGAGACUAUGCCAAACAUUGGUAGGAACCUGGGCGACCUGGUCGAGAGAGCUCUUGAGGGCAUCUCCACGGAUGAGGAGUAA